Trichomonas vaginalis G3 is the source of this 489-nucleotide messenger RNA. Its product is annotated as ubiquitin-conjugating enzyme family. Gene Ontology annotation, molecular function: SUMO conjugating enzyme activity. The transcript has a single exon. Gene Ontology annotation, biological process: protein sumoylation. The coding region runs from base 1 to 489 and encodes 162 amino acids. NCBI's taxonomy places the organism in Eukaryota, Parabasalia, Trichomonadida, Trichomonadidae. The record is from RefSeq and is a predicted model, not a curated record. Gene Ontology annotation, cellular component: nucleus.
AUGCAAGAUCAAGCUUCUUUUGCUAUUCAAAGGCUUACAGAAGAGCGUUCAAGAUGGCGUAAAGACCAUCCUGCAGGCUUCAUUGCUCGUCCUAUCAAGCAGAGAAAUGGAAAUCUCGAUCUUUUUAACUGGGAAUGCUUAAUUCCUGGUCCAGAAAAAAGCCUUUGGGAAGGUGGAUUUUAUAGAUUGCUCUUAUCAUUCCCAACAUCAUACCCAAUCAACGCUCCUAUUGCAAAAUUCGACCCAAUCGUUCCUCAUGUGAAUGUAUUUCCAUCAGGAAAGGUUUGCUUAUCAAUUCUUACAGAUGGAUGGAAACCAUCUAUCAACCUUAGACAGAUUCUUGUAGGAAUUCAAAAACUUUUGAUUGAGCCAAAUCCAGAGAGCCCUGCACAUCAAGUUAACUACGAUAACUACAUGAUGAACAGGCCAUUAUACGAUGCAAACAUUAAAGAAUGCGCUAAGAUGCAUACAAAGAAUACUUUAGAUUAA